AGUGUGUUGUCUGCUGGGGAAAGGACUCGGAAGCGUAGCGCAGCGGCGAGCGAUAUGGGAUGCGAUGGUGGUACCAUCCCCAAGCGCCACGAGCUGGUCAAGGGGCCCCGCAAAGUCGAGAAGGUUGACAAAAAUGCUGAAUUGGUGGCAAGGUGGAACUACUGUGCUCUGAGUCAAGAGAAGUUACGUCGGCCAAUUGUGGCCUGUGAGCUGGGCAGGUUGUAUAAUAAAGAUGCUGUCAUUGAAUUUUUGUUGGACAAGUCAGCUGAUAAAACUCCUGUGGAAGCUGCGUCACAUAUCAAGAAUAUUAAGAAUGUAACAGAGCUAAACCUUGCAGAUAAUCCAGCUUGGACUGGUGAUAAAGAGAGUAUAAAAGGUGACAAAUAUGAUGACAUUCAGUCUGCACGCUUCAUAUGUCCUGUGGUGGGAUUGGAAAUGAAUGGAAGACAUAGGUUUUGCUUCUUGAGAAACUGUGGAUGUGUGUUCUCUGAACGGGCUCUCAAAGAGAUUAAAUCAGAAGUUUGUCACAAGUGUGGUGUUCCCUUUCAAGAGGGAGAUGUGAUUGUCCUUAAUGGUAACAAAGAAGAUGUGGAAGCAUUGAAGAAAAGAAUGGAGGAGAGAAGACUUAAAAGUAAAUUAGAGAAGAAAGCAAAGAAAUCUAAGUCAACAGAAUCAGCCCCUCGGCAGGAUACCACUGAAGAUGCCCCAGGUCCAUCAAAGGCUAAGAAUGGAAAGGACUGCAUCACUUCCAGUUCUGGAGAAAGGCAGAUUAUCUUCACCAAAAGCUCAGAUAAUGGAAAUUCAUCUGUGCCAGCAAAAGUCAAUAAGGCUGCUUCUGCUACUACGAAGAGAUCCAUUGCAGACAGCGACAAGUCUGAGGCAUACAAAUCUAUUUUCACAUCACACAGCUCAGCAAAACGUUCAAAGGAAGAGUGUUCCAAUUGGGUUACUCACACAGCCUACUAUUUCUGAAACUAUGAGCCUGACUGUAACUUUCACUACUGCUUUCCUUCCCUGAGGCUGCUUCUGUACAACUCUGAUAGAGCUUUUGUUGUACUCUGAUGUUAUCUGCAAUUACUCAGUUUAUAAGUUGUUUAUAAACUUGUGAGUAACUAAUGAACUUGAGUUAGUUGGAGUUUCUGUUAAAUAAGAGAGAGAUCACCAGGAUCCACAUUGCUCCAGUAGACCUCAUUCUAAAAUGAUGGAGUUUUUGCACAAAAUUUUCUUACCCCAGUUGGAUGUGGUCAUCCUUACUGACACUGGCCUAUGUCCUUGGGAGGAACAGGAGGAGUGAGGACAGGAGGAUCUGCCUGCUGGCCUCUUUUACUGAGAUUUGCCACAGCUGUAAUUAGUUUCCAAUGUAUUAGUACAGAAACUCAAACUUUUUUAAACCCUCUGACAGUAAAAAGAGCAAUAAUGCUUUUCUUUUGUACUAACUAACUAGGCCCUCACUA
This is a messenger RNA of Dryobates pubescens (Downy woodpecker), 1454 nucleotides long. It is a transcript of the gene RTF2, whose product is annotated as replication termination factor 2. The record is from RefSeq and is a predicted model, not a curated record. Gene Ontology annotation, cellular component: nucleus. Lineage: Eukaryota; Metazoa; Chordata; Aves; Piciformes; Picidae. Gene Ontology annotation, biological process: mitotic DNA replication termination; site-specific DNA replication termination at RTS1 barrier. The transcript has 9 exons. Bases 55 to 972 code for a protein of 305 amino acids.